CGGUGUGGCCGACCGAGAUCUCGAUCUCGAUCUCGACCGUCGUCUGUGAUGCCUGUCCCUGGAAAACGGUGCAACAGAAGAAUGGUAUAAUUUCGCAGAGAAAACGAAAGGGGACUGUUCUAGCAGGGAAUCAAUAAAUUGUAUAGCGUCCUGCAAAAUCUCCGAGUUGUCGCUCGGGGCCCGGAACGUUAAUGGAGGGGCACCGAAAAGAGCAGAGCCGUGACUGCGCCGGCCCCCUUCUCGGGGCCCUGCGCAGGUAAGCAGCUGCAAGCAUCUGCAGGGGCAACGGAACGGCAGCCGCGUGCUUAAAUUAGUCCCGGCACAACUGUCGUACGCGUAACAUGUCAGGGAAUCGCAGCGGAGUCUUGUGCAUCCAGUGACUAGAAUCUGCUAACAGAAACCGGGCCGGUCCCCUAAUCGGUCGAGUUAGAAAACGCGUGUGAACAACGUUGGUUACCUCAUUGUCGCGGAACCAUGUCAAAAGUACCAUCCUAACUCGUCCACGUACGUAAAGUUCGUUUUUGUGAUUCCGUCCAAAGAUUAUGAAGAUAUCCUUGAAGAGUUGAAGUUCGUAGUGAAAGGACUGCUAGCCUGGAUGGCUUCGAGGUGAUCGGGGGAGCAGAGGAUCACCGGUGAUCCAGCGAUCGUAUGAAGGAUCAAGGAGCAGACUGCAAAGGACGAAGAUGCUGAUACCGAGGCUGUUGAUGACGUUGGCCAUCUGCUUGGCGGCCAGCUGCGACCUGCUGGACCUGUACGUCCAGCACAUGGACGAGACCAUGAGGACCCUGGCCUACAGGAACAGACACCACCCGAAGGACCUCUCCUCCAGGAUAAAGCGGAGCCUUCGAGAGCCGGUGCUGCGAGUAGGUACUUUCAAGAAGCAACGCUUGGACGUCGACGAGGACUGGUACUCGCAGUGGAAGGCGAAGAGGAAGCUGCCUUACGGAGAAGACGGCCUCGACUUCCCUAAUUCCCAGGAAGAGAACCUGGAAGUCGGCCAACACGAGCUGGUGAGCAAUCGCAGUCGAGUCGGCAGCGUGGACCCCGAAGAGACCACGUUAAGGAGCAACGAGACUUUGGACACUUUCGAGAUCGAGCUAUCGAACGAGGACUCGUCGAGGUCCAACGACAGCUCGACGGAGGUCAGACAGAACCUGGAGUCCAUGGCCGAGUUCCGGGAGGAGACCACGCAGACGGAGGACCUGCAGGCUGACGUCGAAGUCGAGGGAAACUCUCAGUUCGAGGUGAUCGACUCCGAUGUCCUUCUCAGCAGCGCCUUCGACGAUCCUAUCCUGAAGGGGACGCCGAAAUCCAGGGACAGGGUGCCCAAGAAGUACAUCCCACCGACCGCCAAGUUGGCCAAGCUUUUUCGCACCGGAAAGUACCUGGAUCUUCAAGAAACCGUUGACAACAGGCCGAGGAGGAGCGUCAAGGAGCCGAAGUUCACCAGGCACGAGGAGCUGGACGACAACGGCGAGGUGGUCCUUGAAUGGGAUCCCUCCGACGAGGAGAUGGUCACGUUCAAGGUCACCGCGAAGACCUUGGGCUACGUCGGCAUCGGCUUCAACGAGAAGAACCACAUGAAGGGGGCUGAUAUUCUUCUCGCCUGGGUGGACGAUCACACCGGCACCGUCAAUCUACUGGACUCGCACGGGAUCGAGGAUCCGGAUGCCGCCCUGGUCACGGACGCGUCCCAGGAUGUCAAGGUGCUCGGCGGAUCCCAGAACGAGACCCAUACCAGCGUGAUCUUCUCGAGGAACUGGCAGACCUGCGAUCCCCAGGAUCAUAGGCUCACGGGAGACACUGUCCGAGUGCUUUGGGCGCUGCACCAAACCGAUCCCGAACUCAACACCGCGAUUUGGCCCGGGGACAAGAGGGGCGGCAGGGCGCUCAGGCUGAGGACCCCGGCACCGCAUUCACCCCCGCAGCACACCCAGGACAUCAAGCACUGGGACAUCAAGUUGCAUCAGCCCCCGGUCUCGGACAACGCGGACACCACUUACUGGUGCAAAAUCUUCAAGGCGCCCCAUAAGGAUAAACACCAUAUGAUCGGGUACACACCGAUGAUCGAGAAGGCGAACGAGGACCUGGUGCAUCAUAUAAUAUUGUACGAGUGCGCGGCGAUCCUCGGAGGACACUCCAAGCUCGUCGGGGCACCGUGCUACAGCCCGACCAUGCCCCGGGAAUGGGAGUCCUGUCUGCAGCCGGUGCUGGCUUGGGCCCGUGGCAGCUCAGGAGAAUGGCUGCCGGAUCAUGUCGGUAUACCCAUUGCAGAGCACGGCGAGGAUUCCUAUUACAUGCUAGAAGUGCACUAUAACAACCCAGGCAUGAAGAAAGUGCUGGACAGCAGCGGCGUCAGGCUUCACUUGACUCCGAAGCUUCGUCCCGAGGAAGCCGGGAUUCUUGUUGCCGGGGUAGCCGUGAGCCCUCUUCAUCUGAUCCCGCCGAAGCAGCGGGAGUAUGCCACUGCUGGAUACUGCACUCCCCAUUGCACGAACACGAUGUUCCCAGAAACCGGGAUAAACGUCGUGUCGGUCGCGCUGCAUUCGCAUCUGGCUGGUCGACGUCUGAGCUUGAAGCACAUUCGCCAGGGCAAAGAGUUGCCGAGGAUCGUGCAGGACAAUCACUUCGACUUCGAGUACCAGCAAUCCCACACCCUGGAGGAAGAGGUGAAGGUCCUUCCAGGCGACGAGCUGGUCGCCGAAUGCGUUUACGGCACUCUGGACAGAACGAAGCCGACGCUGGGCGGAUACGCGGCCUCCCAAGAAAUGUGCUUGGCUUUCGUGAUGCACUAUCCUAGGACGCCUCUCGCAGCUUGCUACAGCAUGACGCCUAUCAAGGACCUCUUCAAGACCCUCGGAGUCUACAGUUUCAAAGGUGUUUCGAUGGACCACUUGGAGAAGCUUUUCUUGACCACCAGGACUGACUCGGUGACGAUGUCGUACAAUGGCCAGCAGCAUCUGUCCAUCUAUCCUCCGACCAGACCCGGCGAAGUCAUCGACGAGGUUCAGAUCAAGGUGGCUAAGUCUGCUCUGAGGGCGACCAGGGAUUACACGGUCGAGCAGGAGAAUGACAAUGUGUUCACGCGCCUCAUCAUCGAAGAACCUGAAGAAUUCAGAGGUCGAACCCUGGCUGAACACAUGUUGGCAUUACCCUGGUCCGAGGAGCUGCUUUCCAGGUCCAUCGAGAGGAGUCUGUAUCACGGAAGACAUAUGACCUUCUGCAGGAAGAGGGACGAUAAGUUGGCGCUGCCCGCUGAUAUCCAGACAUUCCCAAAUUACACGGCGCUGCCAGAAGUUAAUGAAACGACGUGCACAGAGAUCGGAAUUCCCUCAGGAGCGACAAGAGGCUCGAUCCUCGAUCUUCUCCCAUUCCUAGCGAUCGUGACCGCUGCGAUCAUCGGUUGUUAAAGGCUCGACGAGUCUUUGUUCCGAGAAGAAAACCUGUGAACAUUUUGUACAUUACUUAUUGAACAUAUCCGUCUUACCUGCGGCUGUUUGAAACAGGCUGAGAAUGUAUGAAGCGAGUCGAAUUGAAUCUGCACAGGGCGAGUUCUCUCCCGGUGAACGAGAAACGGCAAAAUUUUGGAAAAAUUUUGACGGCCCACUCACGAUUUAUAUAUAUAUAUAGAUAUAUAGAUAAUAUAAUAUAAUAUAAUGUAAAUAACGUAUUUAUAAGGUGUACGCGAUACCUUCCUCCGUAUUUUAUAUGGAUUUUGUAUAAAAAAAAUAAACAAAUUUGUAAAAAGUUUGAAAUGAAAA
This is a messenger RNA of Megalopta genalis, 3761 nucleotides long. Its product is annotated as MOXD1 homolog 1. Gene Ontology annotation, cellular component: secretory granule membrane. Gene Ontology annotation, biological process: octopamine biosynthetic process; norepinephrine biosynthetic process; dopamine catabolic process. Lineage: Eukaryota; Metazoa; Arthropoda; Insecta; Hymenoptera; Halictidae. Gene Ontology annotation, molecular function: dopamine beta-monooxygenase activity; copper ion binding. The record is from RefSeq and is a predicted model, not a curated record.